Messenger RNA from Mobula hypostoma (lesser devil ray), 1866 nucleotides. It is a transcript of the gene hoxa10b, whose product is annotated as homeobox A10b. The record is from RefSeq and is a predicted model, not a curated record. Gene Ontology annotation, cellular component: nucleus. Gene Ontology annotation, molecular function: DNA-binding transcription factor activity, RNA polymerase II-specific; RNA polymerase II cis-regulatory region sequence-specific DNA binding. Gene Ontology annotation, biological process: regulation of transcription by RNA polymerase II. Bases 736 to 1767 code for a protein of 343 amino acids. The transcript is spliced from 2 exons. NCBI's taxonomy places the organism in Eukaryota, Metazoa, Chordata, Chondrichthyes, Myliobatiformes, Myliobatidae.
AUUAGGGUGUUUCUUCGACCUUCCGCACUUAACCCACAGCGCUGCAGAAUGUUACAUUAACCCACUAAGCUCUAAGCUACGCAGGCCAGACGUAGAGCCACGGAUUUUAUUUCAGAAGUGAUUCUUCAAGGAAUAGCAAUGGAAGAAACAAUCAGUGAAGAGACACCGUGGAUCUGAAUUACAGUGACCACUAUGAAACUCUUGCAGCUGGCGGCUGGGUAAUUACAAUCAGAUCGGUGAAAGUCAAGAUUACUUGUGUUUACGCGCGAGUAUCCUCAUGUGAAACCUCUACGCCCGAUUAAAACUGUAGAAUAUAGAAUUAAAACUUUGUUCUUUUUGCCAACUGCAUUGGCUAAUAAUUAAAAGUAUGUAAAUAACUGCGGCUUGUAAUUGUUAUGUGGCUUCUCGUUAAAUUGAAACUUGUAAUAUUGAAUUAGCAUUUUGCGCCUUUUAAAAUUUUUACUUGAAGGCCAUAAUUGUAAUACAGUAGAACUGAAUAAAUAAAGAUGCAUUUAGACGCUUUUUGCAGUUUACCGAAUACAUAUGGUGACCUUAUUGCAGUUCUGGUGACGUAGCCCCGCCAAAGAGGAGUGGCUUCUGCCCAGUUCUGCCCUUUGAUUGGCUCGUCCCGCCUGUCGUGCUGCGGAGGUAUCUCUAAUCAUAUUCAACGUGUUUGCACAAGAAAUGUCAGCCUGAACUGGAUAUCUUCUGCUUUCGCCAAAUUACCCCACAACAAUGUCAUGCUCAGACAGCCCGGCUGCAAACUCCUUUUUAGUAGAUUCUCUGAUCAGCGUGGGUCGUGGCGGAGAAGGAACCUAUUAUCCCAACAACAGCGUAUACCUGCCGCCUGGUUCUGAUCUAUCAUACGGCAUCCAGAACUGUGGACUUUUCCCAUCUCUGAGCAAACGCAGUGAGAACAACUCUCAGAGUAUGGUCCUGACUUCUCAUCCCUACAUGAGCGGGAUGGAAGUCUGGUCAGAUCCUCCUAGAUCUUGUCGCAUGGAUCAACCUGCAACCCAGCAAGCAGCAUGUUCCUUCCCCCAGAAUAUCAAAGAAGAAAAUGCCUAUUGCUUAUAUGAUUCUGAGAAAUGUCCAAAAAGCGCGGCAUCAACAGAUCUUUCCACGUUUCCAAGGCUCACGUCAGAGUCGUGCUCCACUAGUGACACUACUACUAACGGCGGGGUUCCUGUGCCCGGCUAUUUCCGUCUGUCCCAAGCCUACCCGGCAUCCAAACAGACACUCUAUAACAACACUGGGCAGGUUGGGGCCUCUCCGUUCGUGCCUCAGUCCCAGAUCCGCUUUGGAACACCCCCUUCUUCAGCUUCGACCCCGAGUGAGUUGGGGAGGAAAGGAAGCGAAGGGACAUCCCCCGGCCAUUUAACUUGCGGUUCCGAAAGGGAAGAGGCAGAAGCUCCUGCUUCCUCAGCAAACGAGGAGUCUUCUCCAGUCCCCUCAGAGAGCAGCAAAAACUCUCCUGAAAAAGAAACAAAAGGGGAAGUGAAAGCUGAAAAUGGGGCUAACUGGCUGACUGCAAAGAGUGGCAGGAAAAAACGAUGCCCUUACACCAAACAUCAGACCCUGGAGCUGGAGAAAGAGUUUCUUUUCAACAUGUACCUGACUCGAGAGCGUCGCCUAGAGAUUAGCCGCAGUGUCCACCUGACUGACAGACAGGUCAAAAUCUGGUUUCAAAAUCGCAGAAUGAAACUCAAGAAAAUGAACCGUGAGAACAGGAUCCGAGAGCUCACAGCAAACUUCAGCUUUUCAUGAUAAACACAGACACUGGUUUGAAUAUUUUAGCCGGAGACACCGGGAAGUUAUGCUAGUGUUAAUAAAAGACUGAAACCUUUUCCACUUACCUCUGACGCC